Puccinia triticina is the source of this 2220-nucleotide messenger RNA. RefSeq lists its product as uncharacterized. The coding region runs from base 1 to 2220 and encodes 739 amino acids. The record is from RefSeq and is a predicted model, not a curated record. The transcript has 6 exons. NCBI's taxonomy places the organism in Eukaryota, Fungi, Basidiomycota, Pucciniomycetes, Pucciniales, Pucciniaceae.
AUGUCUCAACCACACGGAAACCACCAAACCCCAGGUUAUGGCGGUGUACCUGUUUACUCGGCCCAACACCACCAUUCACUUCCCAUGCCCAACAAUUCCGGAUCCGAGAUUUACCCCCUUGGAACUUUCUCUCCGGGAAUGGGCCAUCCAGGCUCUUAUGUUGGACUAAACCACUUCGGAAAUCCAGCUCGUGGCACUCUUUCUCAAGCCUCAGCCUGUUCGCGGGGUAUCAACACGUCCCCUCACAAUUACCACUCGCUGCAGAAUUCUCCUGGCUUCGCAGUCGCUGCACGUGGUACUCCUGGCCAGCCUGCCCAUUCUCCUGAUGCUCAAUCAAACUACUCUGGACACAUCGGCCCGCAGGGUCAUCAUCCCCAGGUUCUGUUCCUUCAAUCUCCUCUCGAGCGCGCUCCGCUCCCGACUCAAUUGAUUCAGUCCACACCGCAAGGUUCAGCUUUUGAAUACACCUUUUCUUCUCCGCUGCCUGGAAGAAAUCCCUCAUUUCAGUUCUCCGCCCCUCCUGUCUCAAAACCGGCGCCAAAAAAGCGCGCUCCACGUCGCAAAGCACCUUCUCGCUCUCGCUCCAAGAAUGCGGUCCCACCCGAGCCAACCUCACCAGCUCCUGCCAAACCUACUUCAGUCGAAGCCCACAAGCGCCCUCCGUUCUCCGAUCCUCCCCAAUCCCAGGAACCCAGCCCUGGGAACAGGCCAAAUUUGGAAGACCCAAUCGAUGAGCCUCCACCUUCGACCAGGCAACGUGCCCCUCCCAAAGUUAUGGAGAAGAUUCAAGACGAACCACUUGACCAACUCCGAGACCGCGCAACAAGAUACGCUAUGUAUGUCCGCCUGACUCCUGAUGACAAACUUGCUCUUGAAGAGGCAUACCGUCAGUAUCAGAGGUCUGUCCACCUCAUUGUGAUUGAUAGGAGAUUGCACCCCCAGCCAGCUCUUCAGUACCUUGGAAACGAUGUUUGUGUACGGGGACCGACCAACUUCAACAACUUCUGUGUUUACGACGAAGUUGCUGGCCCAAUUUACCAUGAUAAAUCACAGACCAUUUCCGACCGAAUGGUACAGUGUGGAGAGCUGUGGCAGCAGUUGGACGAAGAGACCAAAGAUCAGUGGCGUGAUCAAGAUUUCCUUGACACCAUAUCUCCACCCAAUAACAUCGCGCCAGGCUCCGAGCAAUCAGAAGUUGCUGCCACACAGUCGAAAAAACGAGAACGAUUCAAACUCAACAUGUGGGUUUGCAAAAUGAAGCGGGAUCUCAAGAAUCUGAGCACGUCUCAUCAGGUCGAAGGUUUUUUUGCAUUGGCUUCGCGCCACCCCGACAACCCUGAACUCAUAACUGGGGGCAGCAUAUUGGCCGAGGAAUUCCUCGAUGUGCUGGAGAAAGGUGCUAAUACCUGCCAGUUGUUCUACAACUUCAUCAACGGCCAACAAGCGGUCAAAGAAAUCUCGGGUGACUACCCUCGCCCAAGCACAAAGCGCAAACGUCGCUCCGGUAAAGAUCCUGAGGAUGGUGAUUGUCCGUACGAUCUUGGUAGUAAGGUUGCCAAUGCAGCAGAAAUUCGUGCAAAGCUCAGGCAAGCGCUGUCCAUAGCUACCCACGGAGUCUGGACUGGUGGUUGGCCAGGUACCAAAACCGUACAAAAGUUGAGCGCACUCGAUGUUACCUUGCAGGUCCACCCAAAUAGCAAGGGUGUUGUACCGGGAGACUUUUGUGCCCGGCCAUCAGACAUGCGGAUCGCUCAGACUCGCCGUAUUCUGACAGCCUUUGCCAACGGGUGGGUCCGACUUAUUGGUCCACCUCCCCCUGAUUCUUCAGAAGGUCAGAUCAGCAUCAUUGGGCGCGAGCCUGACUCGGAUGAAGACGAAGCUCCAGGUAUCACUGUUGGCUUCAACGGGAGCCAAAUCAUUAGUAAGGAUCCCUCGGGAAAGGGCGUGAAAAGAUAUGGCUGCAAAGUUCCCGUUGCAUCUAAGGGAGUCAAGAAUCCGAACCCCAAAUUCCAUGCUUGCAAAUCUAAGAACCGUGUCCCAGAUUCUGAAGACAAUACAUCGUCCUCGGAGCUGGGUGACGGAAUCGCUUCACCCGCUCCCAACCGCCGCAUACUCACCAGACAGAAUCUUGCUCUUAUUAACUCGACUGGUCAUUUUCGCGAGGAGAGAUCAAUGACUCCUCACUCUGAAUACAUCCCAAUCCCAGGUGGCUCUGAAUAA